Molecule: messenger RNA, 669 nt
Organism: Protopolystoma xenopodis
Lineage: Eukaryota; Metazoa; Platyhelminthes; Monogenea; Polystomatidea; Polystomatidae
Source: the annotation of a GenBank genome assembly
CAAUCAUCAGGAAUACGAGGAAUGGAGUUCCAGCCUCCUAUACAUCAGGAGGAGCGCGGAAAAUUCUGCAUCAACUCUCAUGUAGACAAGGAGGUCAUAGGGCUCAAUAAAACCCAGACUGGCCAAAGUUCAUAUCAAUUGGAACAACAAAAAGCCAAAACAUCCGUUUCUCACUGUCAUUUGGAACACAGCGGACAAGUUGAUUUAGGCCUAGAGCCUCGAUAUAGGUUUGAGAAAUUUCAGUCUCAGAAAUUGGGUAAUUGCCUCGAGAGCUGCGACGGUGAGUAUCAGCCACAGCAAUGGCAGCAGGAUCAUUCGCAGAUUGGAGAGCAACUUACACAGUAUAAUCGUCAACCUUUAGUGCCUCAUCAGCUAUGCUCUAAUUGUGCAAAGCAUCAAGGCUCCCUCUUGCCUCAACAGAAACCGCAAAAUCACAUAAUUCCACAUUUAUCCAACACUAGAAUCCCAGACGACCGAUCUCGUUGGCGUAGGACAUCUUCGACGUCGGCUCCAUCUCUUCAGGUACACAAUUCUACUCGAGAGCACUCUUCAUUGCCUCCAUCAGAGUCUGUGCACAAGUCACUAUCCCUCCGUCGUCUCACUGACUGGUUGCCAAAUGAAUACGGCAAUGUGGAGGGCCAGUCAGCAUUGGAACUAAUCAUAUUUUAG